AGGAAGAAUGGCGUCCACCAUCCUCAUCAUUUCUAUGUCCGUUGCCAUGGCAGCGGUGCUCCUCCUCCAAUGGAGCUGGGUCCAGACUCUGCUGUCCGUCCUAUUGUACGUGGUAAUCUCCCUCACAGGCCUGGUGCUGGGCUUUGCCCUGGUGGUCACCAAAGGUAAACAGACCCGCACUGUGCCUCCUCCAUACCAGCCUAACAUGGCCAACAUCCUGCUCACAAAGAUGAUGCAGAGAGACAAAAGCAAACCUGCCUCCUCCCAGAGAACUGUGGUAUCGCGUAACGUGGACCAAGCUCUGCAGGAAGUCUUCGACCUGGUGCUGAGAGACUAUGUUGUCAUAUGGUUUGAAGACCUGUGCCAAAGCCAGGAGCGCUUUAAAGAGCUGCUGAUGGAGGACAUUUGGUGCGUCGUCGGGAACAGCAAGAUCAGACUGGCAAACCUGGACACGGUGAAGCUUCUGACCUGCGACGUCGUCAACAAGCUGUGCACGCACUUCCAGGACCUGAGUCUGUCGGAGGUGAAGCCGGGGCUGGACCUGAGCGCCCCCUUCCUGCUGCAGUCGUAUCUGCAGAGCGAGGAGAGGGAGGUGUCGUUCCUGAGGCAGUGUAGCGAGGUGCUGCUGAUCUGUCUGCUGCCGGCCAAACAUGCCAGGUGUAACAGUGUCAGGUACCUGCUCAGGGAGGUGCUGGCCUGUCAGGUUUUUAAACAGGUCAUUGACCUCCUGUGUGACCCUGACUACAUCAACCAGACCCUGCUGAACUUCCUGCAGUACCGGGAGAAGCUGGCAGAGGAGCACAACAAGGCCUACAUGUACGCCGCGACCUACGAGGAGUUUGUCAAGAUGAUCAACCAGACAAAGGAGAUUGAAGCACUGAAGGAAAUCAGAUACCGCACCAUGACAGAGAUCAUGCAGGUGACAGCUUUGAUUGAUCAGCUCACAGCAGACAACGAGGGCUCCUCCACAGGGAAGAAGAAGAAGGUGAAAAACCUGAGACGGUACGUGAACCAGUGCAAGUAUGCUAAGGAACUGUGCGAAAAGAGAAUCCACCUGCUAGGGGGUCCAGAGUACAAGUCUUACGAGAUCAAAGAAGAGGGAGAGUCUGACGUCACUGAUAGCAUACACGAAGAAGAGUUGAAAGAAGAGAGCCAAGAAGAGUUACAAGGUAGUGAAUUUCAGCACAACACAUCAGGGACUUGGGAAGAGAUGAGCGAAAAGGACGAGACGGAUUCCACCUCAGGUGAACAAGGCUUCAACGAUCCACAGGCCAAGCUGGAGCGCCUUGACGAAAAACUUGCGGCAAAGCUUCAGGAGUUACGUGAUGCAAAGGACGCUCUCAGGCCAGACGGCAAGGCCAUUGCAAAGAUUGAGCAUGAGGUGAAUGACAUGAAGACGGAGAGACGACAGCUGGAGUUCCACAUCGAGCGGACCGACCAGUGGUGGGACAUGAUUGGCCGAUGGAGGGCCAACAUCUGCAAUGCCGAGUUCAUUGUGAAUGAGGAGAAGAUCGAGCCGUUCUUUGUGAUCGUUGUCCACAUCUCUGGCGCCAUUGCGAGUACCGAUGAGUCCACGACCACGGGAUGGGUGGUCAUGCGGAACCUGUCCGACUUCCACGCCCUCCACAAGCGGCUGAAGGAGUAUCGCAGCUGGCUGCGGGACAGGGACCUCCCCUCCUCCAUGCGCUGGUUCCGCGCCACCGACAAGGCCUUCCUGGACAAAGCCCGCGCAAUGCUCGAAGCGUACCUGAACGAAGUCCUAGCCGACGAGACCCUCUGUCAGAGCCAAGUCCUUUUCUCCUUCCUCAGCCCAAGUCCUGACCACCUGAAGGGGAGCGUACGAGACAAGAAGACUCGGUUCUCCAUCACCACUCUACUCAAGAACCUCCCAGGAGGAGACUUACUCCACAAGCAGGCGACAGUCCACGAAGGCGAGGAUCUCGAAGACACCAUAGAAGACGGUGACGGUCGCGAUGGAAAAGACUCCAUCGCCGAACCCCUGUACACCCUCCUGGGGGAGAUAUUUGAACUAAGAGGAGUCACCAAGUGGCUGAGAAGGACCCUGAUCGCGUUCGUUCAGGUCACAUUCGGAGCAAGCAUCAACAAGCAGGUGCGUGAGAGUGUGGAGUGGCUGUUCUCAGAGCCCAUGCUGGUCUACUACAUCCACCUGUUGAGAGACUCCCUCUGGCCAGGAGGCAAGCUGGCUCCUGCUGCACCAGACAGAACAGAGGAGGAGAAACUGCAAACAAAGCAACAGGUGAAACAGAAGCUCCUGGACAACAUGCCUGACAUGUUGCAGAGCCUGGUGGGGCAGCAGAACGCUCGCAGGGGGGUCGUCAAGGUGUUUGAGGGUCUGCAGGACAAGACCAUCAACAAACACCUGCUGUACGUGCUGCUGGAGAUGCUCCUGGUGGAGGUGUGUGUGGAGCUCAGGGAUCCACAGCUGCUGGCACAGGUGGCAGAGGCAGCCAGGAUCCAGGCAGAGACUGUGGCCAACACUCAGGAAGAAGAACCUCUUUAGAAACAUCAUCAUCAUCAUCGGCCGGCUGCAGUGUAGGCGGCUUAAAAACAGUCUCAGUCUCUUGCAGUUUUCAGAAUCUAGGGUUCAUGUUUCAAUCCGAUCCUGGGAACUGUCUGGGCGAUUGGCCCUGAACAGUGCAUCCUCAUUUUGUGUGGUAGCUGAUAAUAAACUGUAGUACUGAAUCAAUGCAUUGCUGCAAUAUUAAACUUAUGCCACUGAGAGGUUGGAUAUGUCAAGUUUGUAGUAUACAUUGCAAACCUACCAUCACUUCUGUGUAACUUCAUUUUGUAAAACAAAAAGAAAUACUUGAAACCUGUAUACAUGUACUUCCAAUCGUACAAAGAAUGAGUCUGUCAUAGGCCAUUUGAAGACUUUUCCAGAAUAUGAGGAGAUAAAACUUAGGGCUUUGAGCUGAUUAGUCAUUUUGUUUACACAAUAUACCACUAGCUCAAAUUUUCUUUACACAGUUGAGUUGUCAGCAAUGUUUAAAGUCAGUAGGUUAUAUGUCCUCCCUUUUGCAAAUAAAAAACGUUCAUACUGUUCAAAAGUAAAUGACAUGUUUCUAUAUUAA
Molecule: messenger RNA, 3092 nt
Organism: Branchiostoma belcheri (Belcher's lancelet)
Lineage: Eukaryota; Metazoa; Chordata; Leptocardii; Amphioxiformes; Branchiostomatidae
Product: sorting nexin-25-like
Exons: 5
Coding region: 8-2521 (837 amino acids)
Cellular component (GO): intracellular membrane-bounded organelle; early endosome membrane
Molecular function (GO): phosphatidylinositol binding
Source: RefSeq, a predicted model, not a curated record